Molecule: messenger RNA, 3828 nt
Organism: Linepithema humile (Argentine ant)
Lineage: Eukaryota; Metazoa; Arthropoda; Insecta; Hymenoptera; Formicidae
Gene: Scm
Product: Polycomb protein Scm
Biological process (GO): negative regulation of DNA-templated transcription
Cellular component (GO): nucleus
Molecular function (GO): histone binding; chromatin binding; zinc ion binding
Source: RefSeq, a predicted model, not a curated record
UUUUCCCUGCUCCCCGUUCGUGCCUCUUAUUUGCGGAUUGCGCGGCCAAAUUGAAGCAAUAUGGCGGAUUGACACAAUAAAUUUUAAUGCGGGAUAUAUUAUUUUAACUAUCCAGAUACAAUUACCGUACAGCAGAUCGAAUUACAGUGAAUAAAGGAAUCUGUGUGUAAAUAUUCUGUUGUGUACAAGUGUCACCAGUGAUAACUUAUCUUCGUACAAGUUAAGACUCGGCACCAAACUGAGUGGCGUUUCAAAAUUUGGUAUCGAAUACGAACAUGACCUUAAUUAUUGAACUAUAUUAGCUGACUUGUAACGAUUUCACUACUAAUCGUUGCCUUUAUAUGACGAAACAUGUCUACACCGAACAAAAUGCGAGGCCCAGGACGACCACCCAAGUCAAAGCCGAAUUCUUGCACCUGGUGUGGAGAAACCAAACAACCAUUGAAAUAUGUUCUUCCUACACAACACGGCAAGAAGGAGUUUUGUUCAGAGACAUGUCUAUCUGAAUCUCGUAAAACUUAUGCUCGAGGAGCAUGUACGCAAUGUGAUAGUGUGAUCAAAGGAACACCAGUUAAAUUAGAACUAAAAGAUGGCCCAACAAAGGACUUCUGCUCUUCCUUUUGUUUAAAUGCAUAUCAGAAAAAAGAGGGUCAAGCGGACACGAAAAAAAAUAACAGGGAUCCAUCGUCACCUGUACCAUCUCCUGCUCCAUCUGGAUUACCUAGCAACAAUAAUAUACCAUCAACCACACAAUCUUACACAAAUACAAAUAAUCAUACAACUAUAUCUCGUUCACCAUCAACAUCCACAGGAUCAUUUCACGUUGAAACUUAUCAAACUUUCGACUGGGAUCUUUAUUUAAGAGAAACAAAUAGCACAGCAGCUCCACUUGAUUGCUUUAAACAGCAUGAAGCUCCACCAACAAACGAAUUUAAAAUCAAUAUGAAACUGGAAGCAUUGGAUCCGCGAAACUUAACGUCAACUUGCAUUGCCACUGUUGUAGGUGUUCUUGGACCACGUUUGAGAUUAAGACUAGAUGGUUCAGACAAUAAGAACGAUUUCUGGCGAUUGGUUGACAGUCAUGAGAUACAUCCCAUAGGUCAUUGCGAGAAAUCUGGUGGAAUGCUUCAACCGCCGCUAGGUUUUCGAAUGAAUGCUUCCAGUUGGCCGAUGUUUCUCCUAAAAACGUUAAAUGGUGCCGAAAUGGCACCAGCAAAAGUAUUUAAACGUGAACCAAAGACACCACGUACUAAUAUGUUCGAAGUGGGGCAUAAACUAGAAGCAAUUGAUAAAAAGAAUCCUCAACUUAUAUGUACUGCAACUGUUGGUGCGGUUAAGGAAGAUAUGAUACACAUUACAUUUGACGGUUGGCGUGGUGCUUUUGAUUAUUGGUGCCGUUACGAUUCGCGAGAUAUUUUCCCUGCAGGAUGGUGCUUCAAAAGUGGACACCCGUUGCAACCACCAAGACAGAAAUCAACAGGUCCCAAUAAAUUUAAGUCUCGAGCCGCCAGCAAUGUUUUGUUAGUAAUGGCAGUAUCCGGAAGUAACACCAGCAGAGAACCAGCAGUUGCAUUAGUGAGCCCUGCAGGUUCUAGUGCACCACCGCAACCAGCCACAGAACCCGAUACUAGCACAGCCAAUACCAAACCACAUACACUUGAAAAUGUUACAAUUUAUGUCAAUCACAAUUGUUCUUGCGGGCCAUAUUUUGAUUUUCGAAAAGUGAAAGCCAUGCCGGCGCAAUUUGGUGGUUCUAUAUUAAAUGUCACGAGAGAUAUCUUCCAAGCGUUUUUAAUGGCAGCCAUGAGUCCCAGACAAAUGUUGAGUUUAUUGAAACGCGGCGAAGGUGAAACCAUAAGUUUGAUUCUGGAAAGUAAACCUACCUCUGUUAGAUUACCUGUUUUUCUGGAAGAAGAAGACUUUUAUACAUACAUUAGGCGACAACUCGAGAGUCUCUGUGCGUGUGAAUAUAUGUUAGUCAAGAGGAAAGAAGCUUGUAGCAAGUGUCCCAGUAUACAACAAUCACAAUCUGCUAAUAGUGAAGAAACAAAUAACACUAUAGGAGAAAAAAGAAGGUGGUCAUCGCAAAGCCAACAGAACUUAACAUCUACUACAUCGCAACAAAAUCAUCAAACUACUGUACAAAGUACAAAUAAUUCUACAGUGUCAUCUCCUACACAGCCUCCUGUAAAACAGCCUCGUAAGUCCGUUCCUGAACUUGAAGCAGCAACGUCUACUACUCAAUCUGAAACUACUGCGCAUCGUAUUCCUUCCACUGAACCAGGAGAAUGGACUAUUGAAGAUGUAAUACAUUAUAUUGCUGUCACAGAUCCAGCAUUAGGACAACACGCAGAUUUAUUUAGAAAACAUGAAAUUGAUGGCAAAGCCUUGCUUCUUCUCAAUAGUGACAUGAUGAUGAAGUAUAUGGGGCUGAAACUUGGUCCAGCACUAAAAAUUUGUAAUUUGGUAAACCGCAUUAAAGGCAGGAGACAUAUGCUUAUGUGAUUUUUUUAAAUAUGAAUACUUUAAAUAUGAAUACUUGUAUAGUAUGAUUUCAACUCGCGCAUUUUAAAGGGUUAAUCAGACUAUGUUUUGACGAUAAAAAAUACUAAUGUAAGGUUGUUACAAUGUGAAUAUACAUUUGAUAAUUGAUUGAAUUAUUCUCAGAAUUUUACAAGCAUAGAUUGAUUUUAAAUGUUAUAAAAGAUAAAAAUCAAAUAAACUCAGAAAAUAUUGUUUUUUAUUAUUUUAAAAAAGGUAUAAAUUUGCAUUGAUUAGUUGUAAUACGCAUAUUUUUGUUAAUAAAUUUAUCAUUACUUUAUGAGUAUUAGAUUAGCCUAAAUAAUUAAAAAAAGAUAGCUUUCUAAUUUAGAAAUUAAUAUUAGUAAAAAGGCCUAGUGCUAUUAAGCGUGAUUGUUCACGUGAUAUAAUAUAUUGUAAAGUUUCAAAAAAUAAAAAUAUACAUUAUAUUAUAAGUAUAAACAAUUGCGUUUUAUAGGCCUUAUAUAUUAAUUUCUAGAUUAGCCCAAUCUGAUUCCACAUAUGUAGACAAGCAGUGAUAAGCACAUUAAAUCUAGUAUAGUUCUUAUAUAUGCUCACAAAGAAUAGUAAUAUUUCCUACACUAGUAAAUAUAACUAUAUUGUAUUUUAUUUCACAGUUUUAAAAUCAUAAAAUACAUAUAUUGUAAACAAGAUAUUUGUCUUGUGUACUUUCAAAUAAUGCUCAUAUAUUAUAAAUUAACAUAAUUUUUUAAAUGUUUUCCUCUAUUUUUAUUAAUAUAUGACAUAUAUAUUGCAAAUAUUCUUAGCUUGCUGUUAUGUAUCUUCAAUACAUCCUAUUGCGACAACCCAACAUAAUUCAUAUAUUACUUCAAAAGUUUAGAAGAUCAAUACAUUUUUUUGUAAAAUACACAUAGGUUAUAUAUAAAACCUAUUAUUUCAUUAUACUGUGUAAAUGUGAUUUAUAGGCAAUAACAGUAUAUUUAUACUUUAUACUUAUAGAAAAAAUAAGAUAAUAUGCUUUUGUAUUGUAAUCAAUUUUUUUAUGUAAGAAACUGUAAACAUUUUAGAGCAUUUAAAAAUUAGAAAAUUAGUUUAAUGUGUAUGAUUCUUAUCACUGCACUACUACUGUGAUAUUCUGGAUAAUUUGUACCACAAACUCAAAUGUUUUAGAGUGUGUUGCUGUUUAUACAAAAUAUUAAGUUACAAUUUCUUUAUUUUGUUAGUUUGAGAAUUUUUUUUGUUUGGUAUUAUAAGAUCUAAAACAUCAUAUUAUUUUACUUAUUUAUUACUUAUAUGAAAUUGUGAAUAUGCAAAAUGGAAAUUAAG